AUGGUUGCCCACGACAAGCCCAGUGGUUGGCUAGAAUCACUGCGCAAUCCUGAGUCGCCAGCAUUUGGCGGCGCCAGUGGUGACCAAGAACUUCAGGCAGCAUACAAACAGGCACAUGACGAAUUACUUACGCUCAAGGGCGUAGGGCCCAAGGUGGCAGACUGCGUUUGCUUGAUGGGGUUGGGCUGGGGAGAGUCCGUUCCCGUCGACACUCACGUCUGGCAAAUCGCGCAAAGGGAUUACAAGUUUGGCAAGAAGUCAAAGACCUUCAACAAAGUAGCGUACGACGCCGUGGGCGACCAUUUCAGGGUACUGUGGGGGAAGUAUGCUGGCUGGGCGCAUUCAGUCCUGUUCACAGCAGACCUCAAGCAGUUCGCUGAACAGGCGGCUGUCAAGGGCGAAGAUGCGACCGCUGUGCAAGUGAAGGAGGAAACCACAGAGUCGCAUGGGGUGACCACCAAGAGGAAAAGAGUCACAACUGUCAAGACCGAGGUGAAGACUGAGGUGAAGAUAGAAGACGUUGAGGAUCCAGAAGGCUUUGCAUUGGCGCUUCCGAGAAAGAGACGGCGAACACGUCAAACGAGGAGCGGCAGCUAG
Emericellopsis cladophorae is the source of this 597-nucleotide messenger RNA. RefSeq names its product N-glycosylase/DNA lyase-like protein. The coding region runs from base 1 to 597 and encodes 198 amino acids. NCBI's taxonomy places the organism in Eukaryota, Fungi, Ascomycota, Sordariomycetes, Hypocreales, Bionectriaceae. Gene Ontology annotation, cellular component: nucleus. Gene Ontology annotation, biological process: base-excision repair, AP site formation; DNA repair. The record is from RefSeq and is a predicted model, not a curated record. Gene Ontology annotation, molecular function: 8-oxo-7,8-dihydroguanine DNA N-glycosylase activity. The transcript has a single exon.